AUGAACUCCUCAAUCACCGAUUGGAAGGUCUACAUCAAGAAGUGUUUUGACAACCUCAAAUCGGGAGGUUUCCUCGAGCUGCAGGAGUACGAUGUGUUCGUCAAGUCCGACGAUGGUACCCUGAAGUCGGAACAUGCUGUCUCCAGAUGUGUCGACCUGAUUUACGAUGCAUCCAUCAAGUUUGGAAGACCCUACCAGCACAUCGAACCGCUCGCAGAGAUGAUGAGAGAGGUCGGAUUCGUUGAUGUUGCAAUCCAGAGCGACAAAUGGCCCUCGAACGCAUGGGCUAGGGAUCCCAAGUACAAGGAACUCGGAAUGUGGAACCAUGAGAAUAUGUCUUCUGGUGUGGAGGGCUUUACUAUGGCCGCCUUCACGCGCAUACACAACUGGACAAAGGAAGAGGUGCAGGCCUUCCUGGUCGACGUCCGAAAGGACCUGAAAGACAAGUCUAUACAUGGGUACUGGACAGUUUACAACAUUCACGGAAGAAAGCCAGAGGCAUAA
Messenger RNA from Colletotrichum fioriniae, 504 nucleotides. The record is from RefSeq and is a predicted model, not a curated record. NCBI's taxonomy places the organism in Eukaryota, Fungi, Ascomycota, Sordariomycetes, Glomerellales, Glomerellaceae.